CAUCAAUUCUCUCCCGUCACUCAAAGCGCACGGACGUGCAGAGCGUCGCUGCGUAUCCGCAAUAGUAAGUUCGUUCGCGUACGUGAAGCUGUGUUAUGAAUUGCUAUUCUACAUUAAAAAAAAUAGGAUAAAUAAUUGCAUCCACAGCUGGCCACCAUCUUCUGCGCGUAGGAAAUCGAAUUUCCGUUAAAGUGUGUUCACUGUACUGUAGCCGGGAUCGCUCGGUCAGGCGCCGCUGUGUGACCAGGAAAGCGAACCCAACAGGCACAACGGGUGGCGUUUGUCAGCAGUUCGUCCUUUUAUCCCUCAGUGUGUGUGUGCGUAAGUUUGUGUCGUGUGCCCUACAAUCAGCACCUGCCCAGUCAUACCAGCAGCAGCAGCAGCUGGCCACAGUGUUCGUCCUUGAGCUAGGCGCGAGCGAGUGCGAGAAGCAAACUCCCUCCAAUAGAGUGUUUGUGUGAGUGCGUGCGUGCCGGUAUUGGUGCGUGUAAUACAGAGCGGCACGGUGUAUGCGUGCCUGUGUGUAGAAGAGAAGUGAAAAAAGGAUAUCGAUUAAUAACCGCCAAAACAACAACGCAACAAGGCAGAAAGGGCGACGGCCAACGGUGUCAGCUGGAACCGGGUGUCAAGAAACUGGCGGGUCAAGAAGAAUCAUUGUGUAUUGCCGUCGAUUCUGCUGUUUUUUCUUUCUCGGUCAACGAUCCUAGGCCUACAGUUGGACCAAUUCGUAAUGUGAGUCAUCUUUACUCGGACACUUGUUGGAAAUAAUCGCACUCCAUCCAAGGCAGCACAACUGGGGGCCCGCCCUUCGAUCCAUCCGUGCAAAAGUACAAAUGCAUUGAUAUAGCUUCACGUUCAAAAAAAGGAAUCAAUAUCAAACGAAACUGGACCUGGACAUCAGCAGACACCAAACGAAACCCAUUUUAGCAUAAAAACCUUCUAAAGCAUGUACAACAUGAGCGCGGCCAGCAUUCUCGAACUGCAGACCUGGAUCGUCUACCAGCGCAUCGCGGCCGAGUGUGCCAACUGUUUGUUUAUGACGGAUAAUGCCUUCAAAGCGAAGGACAUUGGGCUGCGGGCGCAGAAGAAAAUCCUCUCCCGGAUGGCAAGCAAAAAUGUGGCUAAAGUGUUCAUCGACGGUACGACCGCGUCCCUUCUAGACAACGUUUACCGAUUGGUAAAGGUGCAUACCGGCAGCAAAAAGGAUGCGGAACGAUUGGUUAAGAACAUCAUCAAAAUCGUGAUCAAAAUUGCCGUCCUGCACCGGAACGGGCAGCUGAAUGCGGACGAGCUGCGCCAGGCGGACCGGUUCCGCACCAAGUUCCAAACGCUCCAGAUGGCGAUCCUGUCCUUCUACGAGGUGGACUACAGCUUCGAUCUCAACUAUCUGCAGAAAUCGCUCGCCGACUGCCGCAGCCUGUUGCGCUCGUGCGUGGUGCGCCACCUGACGGACAAAUCGCUCGGCCGCAUUGACGAGGUGUUUGACACGUUCGCUGACUCCGCCCUGCUCGAGACGGCCUUCCGGCAGGACUCGCCGUACCGGGAAAUCAUGGACAAGAUUGUGGUCGAUCUGAACAAAGCGAUGGAGAAUGGAGACAUUUAAUGCUGGGGAAAUUCCUUGGCUCCGUCUGCAUGCAAGUUGCUCUCGAAAGAAGAAGAAACAAAAAAUCGGACAAAAAGAUGUCUUUCAUCUGCUGCCAGCGACGAAGCUUCUUGGGGUGUGGGGUAGAAAGCAAACCCCACCCCUCUGAAACUGUACCCAUCGUGUAUGACCGCACCGCACCGCAAGGCUUUAGAUUUCCGCAGCAGAAGAUCAUCACCAAACGUGAUCAUCAUCGCCCAUGUCGCGAGUCGGCCGCUUUUCUCGGUUGAGCGGGAGCCGAUCGAUGCACCAAAGCUGCGCACGGGAGUUCGAGUGCAGCAAGAAGGAUAAUUAAUUUCAAACCCAAAUCGAAAAGCAAGUCACACAUUUACUGAGGGGAAAUGGGAAACGGGAAAAGCGAAGCAAAACAUUUCAGUUUUUUAUUUAAUGCAACGAUCGUGUUUAAGUUAAGUUUUCGAAUAGCUACGUAGUCAUAGCAAUUAACGCUUGUGUCCUGUUUUGCAUUCGGUAAGGUCGAGGAACAGGCGUGGUAGGAUAAAUAAAAGGGAGAUAGAGAGAGAGAGAAAAGUAUUAAAAGAAAGGAAGUACAUACUCAAGCAUCUUAUCGUGAGGUUAAUUGUCCAUAUCAAUUAAGUCAGUGGCGGGGUGGAUGAGCUUUUGGGAAGUGCAUAAUAACGUACGUAUGGUUAGCGCGGUUAUAGAGAAAGCAGUAUUGUAGACUUUGCACUAUUGGCGCUACUGUUGAAACACUUCUACACACUUUUGCUAGUAUGACACAUCGGCGUCACAAUUAUCAUGGAAAGGAUGGCACAACUUACGCAUAAAAUGGCUAGAAUGGGUAAAGAACCCCCCUAGAACACACGGCAGCAGUAUGACCUCACUUCGAUUCAUAUCUCACACAUACACACACAGCUAGCAGAUAUAAACACAUCACUAGACGAGCAACUACACUGCUAAAACAAAACACAGUGAGGACCAGUUUUGAUGACCACUUUUGAAACACUAGCAAAACACAAAACCACAAAUCUCUAUUCCAUUCUGAACGCUGUCUGAAUAUAGCAAGAUAAGAACGUAUUCAUAAUGCACCAACAACACAACCUGAAGCAAGUCUUAGAAAAAUCUACACAACCAAUAGGAACAAAAUUCCGAAUGUACUGGAUUAUUGCGGAGCGUUAGAAAUGGCAUUUGAUCGGUGGUAGAGCCGUGCGUAUGUUAAACUCGUGCGUCGUUGUGUUAGAUACAGAACCGAAUUACAAGCUGAAUGGAAUUGUUGAAUGUUUUGCUGUGCAACAUGUUUGCUGUGUUUGAACGCGCUAUUGUAUGUUAAUGAACAGAUGCUAUGAAAAUGGAACGAAUUGCAUGGGCAGUGUAAAAUACUGUCAUCAUUUGUGUAAGUGUGUAGGCGUGGAAGGAAAGCCGUUGAUAUUAAUUGAAAUAAAACCGACGAUAUUUUGAAUGGGCACGUAGAAAA
Anopheles coluzzii is the source of this 3074-nucleotide messenger RNA. RefSeq names its product tumor necrosis factor alpha-induced protein 8-like protein (gene sigmar). The coding region runs from base 947 to 1603 and encodes 218 amino acids. The record is from RefSeq and is a predicted model, not a curated record. Gene Ontology annotation, cellular component: cytoplasm. NCBI's taxonomy places the organism in Eukaryota, Metazoa, Arthropoda, Insecta, Diptera, Culicidae. Gene Ontology annotation, biological process: regulation of apoptotic process. The transcript is spliced from 5 exons.